AUGAGCAGCAGAGAAGAUAAAAUUAAACUCUUUCUCUAAUUCUUAAAAUACUCAAAUUACAAUAAAACAUUUGAAAACUUACAAAAAUAAUCACAAAUUUAAUUAGAUCCACCAAAUUUGUCUAGAAUUACCCAAUCCAUCAAAUCAUAUAAUUUUAAAGACUUAGAGUCAAUUUUGGACAUAUAUGUUGGCACUUAGACCAAAAAUUAAUGCAUGCUUCUACUCCUGGAACAACACUAUAUUCAGCUUAUCCUAAGUCAAAAUUAUUAGGAAGCUGUAUAAAUAUUGAGGAAUUAGAUAUCCAGAUUUUGUUAAGGUAUGGGAUAUAAGAAUUAUACUUAGAUGAAAAUUAAAAAUACUUAUAUGGCUCAAUGAUUUUUCAAUAGGAUCUUAAAUUAAAAGGAGAAUAAUAACUUAUUGAUGAAAUUAUAUCUCAUUGUUUCCAAGAAUUAGGUUUAUUUGAACCCAAUAGAUUAAUAACCUUAAUCCAAUAAGCAAAAUCGAAUGAGAUUUUGGAAUGCAAAUGGCAUAAUCAUCUAUAAUAGGAUUAUCCUAUCUUAUAAAAACAUAUCUGCGACUAGUAAUUUAAACACAAGAUUAGAAACAAAAAUGUUUCUAUAUGUACUUUUUCAGACAAUGGAGGAUAUUUGGCUUAGGUUAUUGGACAAACAAUUUUAAUUUACGAAAUCAAUAAUAAUGAUUCAAUAAAAGAAAUAGAUAAAUUAUAAGAGGUACACUCAAAAGUAAUUACUAAUUUAUUAUUCUCACCUUGUAAUAAAUACAUAGGCAGUUCAUCAGAGGAUUAUACUUUAUUUAUUUAUCAAUUGAUUAACAAAAGGAAGUAUAGACUUCAAGGCCACAAUGCUAUAGUGAAAUCUUUUAAUUUUGUUUUAUGUGAUCCAUAAAGAAAGAAGCAAAAUAAUGAAUAUGAUAUUUAUUCAAUUUCAACAGAUGGAUGGUUAUAUGAAUGGAAUGAAAAUGAAAGGAAAAGCGGUUUAAAAAUUGAAGAAAAUCUUAUUGAUAUACAUAGUAAUCAAUAAAAAGAGCAGAUGCUUAUUGUUAGUUAAAAUAAGAUUACCUUAUAUUAAUUAUAUUCUAAGAAUUUAAUAAUCUAAACAAGUACAAAAAAUUAAAUUAAUAUUAAUUCUUAGGUGAAUAAAUCGUUUGAAUAAUUAAUUGUAUAUGUUAAUGAUUAUUUACCAUAAUUAUACUUAUAUAGUAUUUAGACCCUACAAAUAAUAAAAAUAUUAAAUGCAAAUUCAGAUAGUUUUAUUAGGUCAAUUAAAUAUCAUUAUGGAGGGUAUAAUAAUUAUUUGGUUGCUGCAGGAACAGACUCUGGCAAAUUGUUUAUAUGGCAUAUACAAAAAUCAGAAUAACCUAUUGAAAUACUCUAAGUAUAUUAUUAUAUUGAAUUGAGGUUUCAGAAUAAAAUAAAGAAAUAACCUGUUUAAGGUUUCAUCCUAUAUCACAUGAAUUAUUGAUUUAUGUUCAGUAAUAGUCUAAAAAUAAUGAUGUUUUAAGGGAAAGAUAAUAAUUAAAAGAAAAUUUAAUUGAUUUAAUCUCAUUAUCAAGAAAUAGAACAUAGUUUUCGAGAGUUUCAUAAAUUUUUUAUUUUUUACAAGGAAUUGCUCGAUAGGAUACAACAAAUACUAGAGAGCUUUAAGAAGAAAGUAGUGAUGAAGACUUAUGA
This is a messenger RNA of Paramecium pentaurelia, 1690 nucleotides long. NCBI's taxonomy places the organism in Eukaryota, Ciliophora, Oligohymenophorea, Peniculida, Parameciidae. The record is from the annotation of a GenBank genome assembly.